AUGUUGUACAAAUCACAAUCCAUUUCGAUCGACGGAAAUACAAAAUCGACCGUUCGGCGAUCUAGAUCUGCCCCUGUUAACCGACGCACAAGUAUCAAAAAACUUUUGAGCAAUUCCGAGGAUAGCCUACAAGAUGUCGGAGACUUCGAGGUAAUUGAUGAAAGAAACUAUUUCCGCAGUGAGUCGAGGCUAAUUUGCGCCUCGAGAAGGACGAGCAAGAGUCUAAUUCUCGUUCAGCGUCUCACGAACGAGGACAGUGAUCAAGAUGACGAGUUUUUUGCCAACACAGAGGAUGGAGGAUACCAUCAGCCUCUGACCAUCGAACCCGUGGUUCGAUCAGAGCUAAAAACGACGGUAGCAGUGGCUGGAAGAAAGAAGUUCAAGUUCCCGUUUAGAAGAAGCCUUUUUUCCCACGUGCCACCCUAUAUCUUCUUCCACUGCGACAACUGCACGUGUUCGCCGCUACCGAAAUCAGUCUCAAAGCACAUGAAGUGGCAGCUGAAUCCCUGCACACCGCAGAUCGUACGCCGAAUCGCGGAGGCUUCCGGCUUCCGCGUGGUUUCCUGCGACCCCCGGGACUCGGACUCGUGGUGCGGUAACUGGGACCACUUGUUCCCGAAGAAUCACGAGCGCCUCCGCUGGUACCAGAAGGUAAACCACUUUCCUGGGACCAACAAACUCGGGCACAAGGACCAGCUCUGGGCAAGCAUCAGCGAGAUGAUAAAGAAGUUUGGAAAGCGGCACUUUGGCUUCAUGCCACUGUCCUUCGUCCUGCCCCGAGAUAAGCGACGGCUGAUGGUCACCUGGAAGCGGAACGACGGAACCAAGUGGAUCAUCAAGCCGCCAAGCUCGGCACGUGGCACGGGAGUCCACGUGGUCCACCAGUGGUGGGAAGUGCCGGUGAACUCGUACCUCGUGGUCCAGCGGUACUUGGCCAAGCCAAGGCUGAUAGACGGGGCAAAGUUCGACCUGAGAAUCUACGUGCUGGUGACGAGCUUCGAUCCCCUGAGAGCGUACCUCUACUCUGACGGGCUGGUCAGGAUAGCGACGACGAAAUACGACCAGGACGCCAAGCACCACAAGAACCGUUUCAUGCACCUGACAAACACCAGUGUGAAUAAGUACAGCAAGGCCUACCAGCUGAGUCCAAACGUGAACACAGCCACUGGCCAUUUGUGGUCGCUAAAAAGUCUGUGGUCGCUUUUGGAACGAGAAUCGGUUAACGUCCCCAAGCUGUGGUCUGAGAUGAAGGACAUUGUGGUGAAAACGUUGAUAGCCACCGACGGUGCAGUCGGUCCCGUCAUCCAGAGGACCUUGACCUCUCGGUACACGUGCUUCGAGCUCUUUGGCUUCGAUAUCCUCAUCGAAGAGAACUGUAGGCCCUGGCUGCUGGAGGUCAACACAGCGCCGUCCCUUCACACGGACUCCGCCGUCCACAAAGCCGUGAAGGGACCGUUGAUCAGGACGCUCUUCAACAUCGCUGGAUUCCAGCUGAACCCCAGAGUCCCUGAAUCAGUCCUGAAGGAACUGUCCAGUCGAUACGAUCUGGCUGGCUCUGUCUGUCAGAACUUUCAUCUGAGCGACAAAACCCUCACGCAUCAAGCAACGCGGAAGCAGUUUAACUACAUGUACCGUAACUCCAGGGACGAGUAUCUCGACACCAUAUUGCAGGACCUUACAUCCGACGAUAUCCGCAACCUGAUUACUUUCGAGGACGAACUCACCCAACUCGAGCUGUUCGAAAAGAUAUUCCCAACUAACCAGAGUCACAAGUACCUUAAGUACUUUACCAAGCCAAAGUACUACGACAUGCUUCUCGACGCUUGGGAGCACCGCUACGGAUCCUGCAGGACACUCGGCGUUCGCAGGCUCCAGGAUAUGUGCAGGGAAAAGCGUCACCUGAUGCCUUGA
Messenger RNA from Neodiprion fabricii, 1911 nucleotides. Its product is annotated as tubulin monoglutamylase TTLL4-like. Lineage: Eukaryota; Metazoa; Arthropoda; Insecta; Hymenoptera; Diprionidae. Gene Ontology annotation, cellular component: cilium. The transcript has a single exon. The coding region runs from base 1 to 1911 and encodes 636 amino acids. The record is from RefSeq and is a predicted model, not a curated record. Gene Ontology annotation, molecular function: tubulin binding; tubulin-glutamic acid ligase activity. Gene Ontology annotation, biological process: protein polyglutamylation; microtubule cytoskeleton organization.